Messenger RNA from Sipha flava (yellow sugarcane aphid), 1630 nucleotides. RefSeq lists its product as uncharacterized. The coding region runs from base 781 to 1497 and encodes 238 amino acids. The transcript has 5 exons. The record is from RefSeq and is a predicted model, not a curated record. NCBI's taxonomy places the organism in Eukaryota, Metazoa, Arthropoda, Insecta, Hemiptera, Aphididae.
UAACGCACUGCGGUAUUUUCGCCGUCGGGUCCGAACGGUUUUACCGUUCGCGGAUUUUACGACCCGCACCGCAUUGCGAUUUUUUACCGCUAAUACAAUAGGUGUUAUCACUCAAUUUUCGCACCUAAACUGGCUAAAUAUCAAUUUCUAAUUUCCAUAAGAAAAUUGAAUAUUGAUAGUUGAUAGUACAGUGGUUGGUUAACCAACUACUAUGGUCUGUGAUCUACUGUAUUUACUAUAUUUCACUAUAUCUAAUACUGUAAAUUUAAAUUUUUUAUACCUACGUACCACGAUUUGUACACAAACACCUAAAUACAUAAUGGAGUUAGAUGAUUAUGACAAUUUAUUUAAAGUGAUUGCUGUCGCAGAAGCAUUUGGUGAAUUAGAAAAAAAAUAUAAAAAUAUGCAAAAUUACAAAAUUAACCGUUGACUAUAGUCACAGUGGGUUCCUUCCCAUCGAAACAAUGUGUUUACUUUACGAACGGUACAACGGCAGCGCCGUCAAACCGCAGCAUGUUGCGGCGACCGACGGCGGAGAACGGCGAAACCGUCGAGUGCGGUGCAGUCCGUCUAAAUAUAGCAGUUUGGUGUGAACGUAAAAACCGUUCGGGUAAAACCGUUCGGACCCGACGGCGAAAAUACCGCAGUGCGUUCGGACCCUUAGUAGUUAGUACUUAACGGUGCUACAUCUAAAGUUUAGUUUCAGUGCAGUAUUAGUGUAUUAGUAUCAGUGCUUUAGAUAUUGAUUAUAUUUUUAUUAUUCCAAGAUCUCAUAAAAUAAUGAAUAACAAAGAUUAUAGAUACGGGACGAAAAAACGUCGGUAUUUAAGUAAAACAAUUUUAUCUAAAAAGCAAAAAUUAAAAAAUUUUAUUAAAACAAAAGAAAACCCAAUAAUUGAUCACCAGGUUUCAGAUUUAGGCGCACCGGUUGCUGUUGGUGAUGAAAUUAUUUUUAGCAAUUACUUACAAAAACAUGAUAAUCGAACGCAGAUUGAGGCUGAAAGAGAAAAUAUAAAUUUUAAUACUGUCGAAAAAUCAUUAAAUAAUAUAAUACCUGUCGAGGUGAAAUGUAGUGGUCGACGUGUAGUUGAUAUAAUAAUUUUAUUUGAUGCUAUUAAAAAUAUUGACCACCACUCAUUCUAUUGUACUUUCAAAAACUUAAUUUUGGUAAAAGAAAUCAGAAAUGGAUUUUUUUCUGAAUUUGUUUUUAUGUGUAAUUUUUGUAACAAACAAGAAAUAAUUACAAAUGAAAAUCGCGCUAGUAUGCCUGUAAAUUCGGCAAUGGUAGCUACAAUCGUAAAUACUGGACAAGGGUAUACACAACUAGACACAUUUUCAGCUUUUUUAAAUAUGCCUAAUAUGAGUAAUCCGUUAUAUCAAAAAAUUCAUAAUGACUUAAUUAAACACACCGAGAACACAGCUAUAGAAGCAAUGGAAAUGGCUGGUAAAGAAGAGGCUAGACUUGCAGUGGAAGAAAAUAACGUAGACGAAAAUUGAAUACCACUAAUUACGGUUGUAGCAGACGUUACAUGGUCUAAAAGGUCUUACAAAAGUAACUACAAUGCCCUUUCUGGUGUAGUAAGUAUUAUUAUUAUAUUAUAUUUAUAUUAUCGUAAAUAAUUUUUUUAAA